CAACGCAACACCCUCUACAACUACUACGCCAAAAAAAUGUCGACGUCCUCAUCGUCUAACACGAGCAGUCAUUCGUCCCCCUCGGUCACUUCGAGUGGAGGUUCUUCGGAGACCGACGCGGAUGAUACAAAGUCCGAGGGGGCCGCAGACACCUCCUACCGCCCGCUAACCGGCGUGCAAGACCUGCAUAAUUUUCCCUCGAAUGAAGAUGUCGUUCUUGCAGGAGGUUCUUCACCCACGACCCUUCCUGGUGGUGCAAGAACUACUGCUGCUGCUGCUUCCUCUACUUCGACCCACCUAACUACAUCGCCGCUGAAGAUUCCAGUGCCGGCCGGCGCCUCGCGGGAGGAGAUGAAACACAGUAUGCAGAAACUACUCCCCCACAUCGUGCCAAGCUCUCCGCAAACGAACGCCUUGCUCUCCCCCCGGCAGCAACUGAUGACGCAUGGGCACACGCUGAAGCGCGAGGACUUCGAAUCCCUCCAGAAGGAAAUGCUCCGCCUGAAGCACGAGAACCAGCAACUCUCGCGACAGCUGCAGAAAGUGCCGGAAUUGUUGGAAGCAAAUCGCGCAAAGGUGGCGGCUGGGUUCAUUUCGCAGCCGCUUGGCGCAGGGGUCGUCACAACUGCUGGUGGCACAACAACUGCGACAUCAAGCCGUGGUCGUGCUGACCCAUCCAUGAUAGUACCAUCCGCCAUGAUCGCCGCGCCCCCGCCAAAAGUGAUCGAGAAGCGGAAAAUUUUGAUGGUGCAUCAGGAUCGUGAUAGCAGCAGCUCGAGUGCAGCGAACCAGCAAGCCGCCGUAGAAUUGGAUGAAUUACGGAAGGAGAAGGUCGAAUCCGAGAAGAAGAACAGGGAACUAGAGCUGGAAGUGCGAGAAUUGCAGGAGAAACUGCACACCAUGCAAGAGGUUUACCAGGCCGGGCUGGUCUCCCAGGAACAGGAGGCGAUGCAAAUGGCGCGGGAGCACUACCGAAACAUCGAGAAGGAGCGGGAACAAGAAAAGCGGAACAAGUUGCGACGUGGUAGUUGUUCCGCUGAUGUUCCUUCUGCUGCAGUAGAUGAAUCUUCGACCACUUCCGUAGCUGCUGCACCACCGGCCGCACAAGAUGCACAGUCUGGUCAGGAGACGUCGAAGAGAAUCGACGAAGCCAGUGGGGUCACGACGACACCCGCAAAGACGGAGGAAAGCAACGAAGCGUUGUCGUCGAGAGAUCUACUUGAGGUAGUUGUUGAUACUCCUCAAGAACCUGGUUGUGGUUCAGAAAAUCAAAGUGUUGCUGCUGACCGAAAAGCAGCAAGUGCAAACUUGCUGGGAACACCUCUUCUCGAGGUGCGAGAGGAACGACAUGACACAGAAGCAGACCUUCCGCCAGGGAGUACUAAUGCAGCUUCAGCUUCGACCUCCCCUAGUACAACUGCGGAAACGAGCUGCACCGCGGCGAGUUCGGCAACGAAUACCGCCGGGAUAGUUGCUGCUGCGUCUGGUACUGCGGCGUCAAUGCCACAGGAGCAGCAGGAAAAAGAUCACGAGCAGCUUGAGCUUCCAGCCGCGCAAGGUGUACUAGACGGGGAUCAACAUCCCGUGUCAAUGAAUCUUCAUUCAUCUUCAUCUGGUGCGGAAAAAUCGUCAUCUUCAUCUGCGGACAAAGAAACCCUCCAAAAGCCGCCGCCGGAGGAUAGCAGUACAGCAGCACCUGCUGAAGACGUCGCUCUUGUCGCCGGCGCCGCGACCGAAAAGGCCGCGACCGAGAAGGGCGCGACCUCGUCUACUUCAUCUUCCGGUGCCAAGCCAACUCCAAGUAAAUCAAGUACCGCAAUAAAACAAGACGAAACUUCUACAUUGAAUCAGGACCGCGAGAAAGAUCGUGGUACGAGUCCUUCUCCUUCCGCCUCCGAAGCCGUUCUCGAGCACAAAUUGCGGAUUCGCACGUUGGAAACUGAGCUCUUCCGCGCUAACGAGGUCCUCGAGAUGCAGACCAAGCAGUUGCGACGCCUCGCCCAGCGCGUCGCGGAGCAGGAAGGGACGACGACCGGGGGAAACAAGGGAGGUCAAUCAAGUUCAAGCUCGAGCAAAGCGAUGAAGACUAACGGGGCGAACAACAAUCCUGCAGGUGGGGAGCACGGUCGUGCAGAUCCUCCUCCUCCGCACCAGCAGAACCCAUCCAGUACUAGCCUCCACCAGUUGAAGCUGAAAGCCCUGGAGCAGCAGAAUGAGCAGCUACAGCAGCAGGUUCGCGAGCAACAGGAGCAGAUGCGGGAUAUGGAUUGCAAAAAAUAUUUUUGUUGGGAGUGGAAGUAGAGUUUGUCAUGUGGUUUUUGGAUCUGCCAGCUCUGCCAGAAUUUUUGGAUGAGUGCAGGUGCACACAUAUAGCAUGUGCAUAAGAUUAAGAUUAAGAAGUUCUGCAGAGGCUGCUUCCCCGUGCCUAGCCUGCAUAAGAAAUGCCCUCUCGUCCAAGAGGCAAGAACUACGCACCUUGUGCAGCCUUCUUCUAUGUAAAACAGGUUUCUACUCAUCUCUGUAUCUGUUCCAUAUGCGUCGCGUAGCGAUUAUAUCAGUUCACAUGAUCAAGCAAGAGGGUUGCACACUCCGACACCGGGCUGGCUGCCCGGUGUCGACCAGCUUCGGCUGGGUCUCUGUCCUUUUUCCAGAAAUACCGCAUUGUCUUGGCUCGCCUAGAUUUUGCGUUUUUUCGUCUCUUCGGUUCUCGGAGAGUGGAUAUUUGACGGAGGAGUGUCUCGAUGAGAAAGCGAGGCGUACUUGUGCGCCUCAGGCCUUCGCUCUGGUUCUGCUUCGCAGUUCCGCCUUGUCGUUUCCGGCGCUGCCGAUCCUUAGCGUGGAUCAAUGCAGUGUGCGGCAAGCAAAGAGCUCCGGUGGUCCCGUUGCCAUUGAGCUGCCCAAGCCAUGGGCAGGUCAGAACAGACGGCGUGCGCCUUGCCGUGUGCACGUAGCUCGGCCCUACCGCCGAGCGCCAGGGCAUUAUCCUGACAGGGGGUGAUGUCCCGGUGGGAAGGAAGUUGUUGUGCAGCUCUCACAGUGCGGAGAGAGAGUUCGCGUUCUUCGACUACCCUCCAGGCUAUCUCCGUUCAGUGGUACACACACGUCGAUGACGCGCUCUCGGUUCUCGCGAGCACCACUGGCCGGGGAGUGGAGAACCCGACUGCCCACGAUGUGGGUGUAGCAGAGGUUCUUCACGCCGUUAGGGGCACAGGCCCGGCGUUAUCUUGGCCUAUUGGCCAGGCCCGCUAUCGGCAAGACACAUCGGAAAACAGCGCAGCUUCGUCUGCGGCCUGCCGCUCUGUGUGUCGCGGGCGCUUCGCGAUUCUGCUUGUCGAUGCACGCCGCGAUGCGGCAGACAUGCAGUAGCAAGGCGCUCGUCUGUCGUAAAUGGAUUCGCGCGAGCGGGGGCGCCGCGGUCCAUUACGAUGGGAAGGCCUCACUGAAGGCUGUGAAAUAGCCACUGGUAUCCUACUAGGGCGAUGCCCGCAAGGUCCCUGUCACAGGGGUCCGGGGCCAGUGUAGCGGCAACCUACCGCAGCCGGCAAAAGAUCGCGCCGACGGUCAUAAGCCGGGGCUAAGUACAGACAGACACACAGGAACACGAGGCAAAAAACAAGGCACCCCCGCGCCAUGUAUUUAGCCCCUGCCAAUGGCAGGGGCCGCCCGAUGGGCCGCAUCACAUACACACUACGAUCUGACUACAAAUAGAGUCACCGAAACGAAACGCAAUGGUCUGCGUGCCCGAUGGGCACGCAGAUAUAUUAAGUACCAGGGCCAGCCCUCACACCACACCGCCCAGCACCCUGGACGCGCAACCCCACAGCCCCGCAGGCGCGGCGGUUUGUAGCAGUGGGUCGCAUGCCUGGGGCGCAGGUUAUUGCUGGUGUGUGCCUUCGCCUGCGCGUGUGACUUCGAUGACGUCGCCUGCGGGUGCUGGGGUGGGGUUGGGCGUCCGCGACGUCGUUGUUGCUGCUCUUCGGAGCUCGUGACGCCUUCGUUGCAGCUUCCACAUGGAUGCUUGCUUACAUCUUGCAGGGCAUGUUGUAGGUAGCACUUCGUGUGGAAGUAUCAGGUGUGCUGACACGGAAGGAGAGCUGAGGAGCGUGGCCUAUCGGCUUCGCGACUCCGUCCUUCGCUCCUCGGCGUCGGUCCGCCGGUGUUGAUUGCUUGAAUGCAGUCGACGCAGUCGAGGGGUUCAGCGGUUGGUGUGGGGGCGAGAGGGAGCGCUGCAUAGAUGCUCUUUUGCUUCUGUGAACAGGUUCGUUCUUCUCCUGCUUCGGGGUCUCCCAGGAGAUCCUGACUCAUCCAACGGGCCUGGGGACGCUUUUGUGGCCUUUGCGAAAUUUAAACGAAACACAGCUACGACAGAUAGCGUCUACUUACCGAGACGCGUGGUCGGUCGCGCAGUGCUUUGUGCUGCUUCCGCCACGAGAGGAGACCGCGGAACCCUCCCGGGCCUUACUUAUUUAGUCACAUUUGGGAGCACGCCCCCACUAUCCUCACCCGGUUCCCGGGUUGUGUCGCGGGGAUAUGUCCCGGCACGAUUCCACAAGCCUCGCUACUUUGCUACGCCGCCCCGUGCGCCCUGCUCUCUGUCCCCGACAGUGCGGGCUGCCCCCUUUGUUUAGUCGCAUUUGGGGAAGAUAUUCGGCGGCCCCAGUCGCGUCUCGCGGCUUGGGCCACCUCUAUGUCCGGGGCAUGGCUCUGUGGGGGUCGAGAGCCUGGCUUGCAUGGCCUGCUACCCGUAGCUCGUUGUGCCGGCCGGGUUCUCUCUUGGCUGCCAUUGUGACUGUCGCUCGAGGUCUUGCGACUAUCACUGCGACGCGCUUCUGCACGUCAUUCGCUUCCGUUGGUUGCGCGCGCGUUCACUCUAUGGGUGAAUUGCGCAGAGAAGGUGAAAUUAUAUAAUAGAAAAUCAGCAUGAGAAGUUUGCACCCUUCGCCUUCCAGACCCAGACCUAUUUACACAUGCAUAAGGGAGAACUUUGUGCUGAAAACGACAGUGGCGAGCAGCGAGAACUCGUUACGGAGCUUGAAGCAGCAGGUGUGGAAGCUGAGCAAGCAAAAGGCGGAGUUAAGCAGUACGGUGAGCCGGUGGGAGCAGGAACGAAGUAGGAUGCUGCAGGAGGACUUUCUUGCUAGGGUAAUGCGAGGAGUAGAAUCACUACAGGUACAGACACUGGCACAGCAACAGCUAAAGGCGGCACGGGCAACGGGAACGGCAAAUACAUCAGAGGAAAUGAUAACGACAGCUGGCGGAGCGCUGCACGGUGGGCUCGAAGACGAAGCAGCACAAAAAACCAUUGCGUCCUCGCCACCGCCACUUCUAUCCCAGAACAGAGGACGAGGAUCAGAGCUGUCUGGUGGCAUCGGAUUCGUCCAGUUCUCGCCGCUGGCUGAGCUGGAAGAAUUCUCGCUGCAAGCGCUGACUAGAGUGGUCGGUGACCCCCGUCCUCCGCUUUUCCAGCAAUCGGAAGGAGACAAUAGGUCUGCUGGGUUGUUGGCGCCUACAAAAACCAGCAAUAUGACCUCUGCCAAGGACAACAACAUCGCUAUCGCACACGAUGCGGGAGAUAAUCCAAACACCCCCUCGUCCGCUGCAGAAGUAGAAGCCCUUCGCGCCGCUCUGGAAGAGGCGAACGUGGCCUGCGAUCGGCAAAAGCAGCGCGACGCGAAGACCAUCGAGGACUUGAAGAGUCUCGUGGAAAGUUUGAAAACACAAGUCCGAGGGUUACAGGAAGCGAAGAACCAGCUCCAUUCUAGUGUUGUACUACAGCAGAGGGAAUCUUCAGUGGUUGCAGGAGCAAGUGUACCGCCACCACCUCCACCUACUCUGUCCGCCACCUCCCGGCGUGCAGUUUCUGUUUCGCCACAGAAAACUGUCACUGCAACCAGCAUCGCAGAUAAUCCCGCAGCUUCGUCAUCGUCGCUCACAACAAGCGCCACUGUAACAACAGCAGGCCCGCAGCUGCGACCCUCAACUGCUCCUACCUCGCCGCGCGCCUCCUCAUCUACUCCCGAUGAGGCAGCUCUAUCAACAAGCACCGACCUCGCCGUAGAUCAAGAUCUGCCGGUCGCGCCCUACUUGCAGAACUCAGAGCACCUGCUGGAAAUGCGUCGGCGAUUUCAAAAUUUUGUGUCCCAAUCCUCCGCGUCCGCAGCGACCUCGCUCGCCCACGCGUCGACGACGUUUCAAACGGCAAAUUUCACCGCGUUGAACAGAAGUUUGCAACCGUUGCUAAACCCGCCGGCGGUUGCAGUAAACAAACGCUUGGAGGCUGAGAAUUCGGAUCUGAAGAACGAAUUGCUGGAGUUACGGCAAAUUCUCGCAACGACCACUGAGGACAACUUGCGGUUAAGGGAUGACUUGAAGGUCUUUACGGAAGAAAUUCGGAGAAGAGAGGGGUUGGCAGGAAGCGGUGCACCAUCUAGGGUGUGA
This is a messenger RNA of Amoebophrya sp. A120, 6438 nucleotides long. NCBI's taxonomy places the organism in Eukaryota, Dinophyceae, Syndiniales, Amoebophryaceae. The record is from the annotation of a GenBank genome assembly.